Molecule: messenger RNA, 1058 nt
Organism: Vitrella brassicaformis
Lineage: Eukaryota; Vitrellaceae
Source: the annotation of a GenBank genome assembly
UCACCCCUGCACACGUGGCUGCACGUAGAGGUAGUAGAAGUCAGAUAUGGCCAUCCUUGCACACCUCUCGAUCAGCUCCCGCUGGCGCGACACCUCCUCCUUCAGCCACGUCGCGAGCUUGACCGCAUACUGCGACACAUAAUGCAGGAAGUCAGCGCAGGGAAUGUCAUGCGCAAUGCGUACCGUGAGCUGGUGGGACCUGACGAAGCGAUCAAGCUCAGCCCAGGUGUAGAUCCCGUCGUUGACAGCCGAGAUGAAACGAAUCAAUUCCUGCACACAAACCAUGGAGAGACUCAUACACAUCGACAUGUCAUUUCGCCUCUGCACCUGCUCGUCAAUGGCUCCGCCUGCUGAGGUGUUGAGCACCCCAUCGAACGAAUCGAUGUGAGGCGGCAGCUCCACGCCGUACGUGUCCUUGAGGUAUUUCUUGAUGGCCGUGAAGCGCUCCACGGGGUCGACUAUCUUGAUGACGUCCUUGAGGGUCCGCACCACAUCCAUCUCUGCGUCUGCCAGGUCUGGCAGCGUCUCGUGCCCCGUGUACGGGUACACUGAACUCAAAGGACACAGAAUGAAUAUGAGCGGGUUGAUCUUGAUGGAGCGUCUGACUCACCUCCUAGGAUGAGUGUGUGUGACUUGUCUGAGGCGCACUUGACCAGAUUGAAGGCCACCUGCCCCUUGGUGUCCAUCAGCGACCCCGCUUCACUGGUCAGCAAGUACGACUCGUACACUUGACGCUUGUCACUGCCGUGACUAUACAUACUGAAAAAGGAGAGAGACAAGUCUCGCUGCGGUCAUUCAGACGAGCUCACUCCUUACCGGCCAUAGGGUGCGUGGCGCUUUUCAGGCUUCUUGGGGUACUGCUGGUCAGGCCUGGACACACCCGUGUAGAAGUACCACUUGCCUCGGCACCUAUACUGCACACGGACAAAGAACAGAGGCGGGAUGACGGGUGUCAGUGACUUGGCCAGUUACGUGCUUACCGCUUUAAAAUAGAGUACGGCUGCCCCCUCGUUUGUUAUGAACCCCUCGCUUUUUCUCGACACAAGCAGUACUAGCAU